UUUUGUAAUUUACCAAAUUUAUAAUUUUUCAUGGCUAUAUAAACCCCACCACAUCAUCUCAAAUUUCUUCAAUCUUAAGCAAACAGAAAAAAAAAUAUUCUCUCCCCUAAAAAAAAAUCAGCCAUGCCUUCAGUUACAGCCACCCUUCUCACCAUCUUCACCACCGUAGCCCUAAUCGGCGCCACCCAGUCAACACACCAAAACGACGGCGUUCCAACGCACGGCCGGCGUACCGACGAACAAGUGAAGGGACUGUACGAAAGCUGGCUGGCAAAGCACGGCAAAGCAUACAACGGAAUUGGAGAGAAGGACAGAAGGUUCGACAUAUUUAAGGAUAAUCUCAAGUUCGUCGACGACCACAACUCCGGCAAUCGAACGUACGAGGUGGGUCUGAACAAGUUCGCAGAUCUGACCAACGAAGAGUACAGGUCCACGUACCUGGGUACGAGGAGUGACCCCACGCGCCGGUUCGUCAAGUCCAAGAACCCUAGCCGCCGGUAUGCUCUGCGCUCCGGCGAGAUGUUGCCGGAAUCCGUCGAUUGGAGGGAGAGAGGCGCCGUCUCUCCGAUCAAGAACCAGGGCACUUGUGGAAGUUGUUGGGCUUUCUCAACUGUGGCUGCUGUGGAAGGUAUAAACAAGAUUACUACAGGGGAGCUUUUAACUCUGUCCGAACAAGAAUUAGUCGACUGCGAUAAAUCCGAAAACGCGGGCUGCAGCGGAGGCCUAAUGGACUACGCUUUCCAAUUCAUCAUCUCCAACGGUGGAAUGGACACCGAAGACGAUUAUCCUUACAGGGGUAUUGACGGAAAAUGCGAUUUCGCUCGGAAAAAUGCAAAGGUUGUAAGCAUCGAUGGGUAUGAAGAUGUGCCUCAAGAUGAGAAAGCCUUGCAGAAGGCCGUUGCUCAUCAGCCCGUUAGCGUCGCUAUCGAAGCCUCCGGGCGGGCCCUCCAACUCUACUCCUCGGGUGUAUUCACCGGCGAAUGCGGCAAACAGCUCGACCACGGUGUGGUGGCCGUUGGCUACGGUACGGAAAACGGGGUCGAUUAUUGGAUCGUGAGGAAUUCGUGGGGCCCGGAUUGGGGUGAAAACGGCUACUUUAGAUUGGAACGUAACGUUGCCGGUGAUCCAUCGGGCAAAUGUGGGAUUGUUGUGGAAGCUUCUUAUCCUACAAAGAGUGGUCAAAAUCCAGUUAAAAAGUCAAACUUUGGUUAUUAUGGUUAUGCUGCUGAAUGAGAUAUGGAGAAGCUUCUCAAUUUGUACUUC
Molecule: messenger RNA, 1263 nt
Organism: Erythranthe guttata (spotted monkey flower)
Lineage: Eukaryota; Viridiplantae; Streptophyta; Magnoliopsida; Lamiales; Phrymaceae
Product: cysteine proteinase1
Biological process (GO): proteolysis
Molecular function (GO): cysteine-type peptidase activity
Source: RefSeq, a predicted model, not a curated record